Neopsephotus bourkii (Bourke's parrot) is the source of this 4460-nucleotide messenger RNA. It is a transcript of the gene NFASC, whose product is annotated as neurofascin. The record is from RefSeq and is a predicted model, not a curated record. The transcript has 32 exons. Bases 241 to 4320 code for a protein of 1359 amino acids. Lineage: Eukaryota; Metazoa; Chordata; Aves; Psittaciformes; Psittacidae. Gene Ontology annotation, molecular function: cell-cell adhesion mediator activity. Gene Ontology annotation, biological process: brain development; cell-cell adhesion.
GAACCUCUCCCCACUCCCCGCUCGCUCCUGCUUUCCUCCCUGCUUCCUCUCGGGGCGCGCCCGCCUUCGGGAGCGCGCAGUGCGGCGCGGCCGCGCUCGGGAGCGCGCAGUGCGGCGCACGGAGCCCGGCUGCGGCGAGUCCCGGCGCUCCCGGAGCAGCUGAGGAUCCCUCCGUGUGUGCUGCUGCUCUGCUCACCCUGGGGGAUACGACUGAGGUCCUGAGGCUGCCCAGCAUCCAAAAUGGUCAUGCAAAGACACCACCUCACCUGCGCAGGAAUAGCAUUCGCCCUCUACCUUCAUCACCUCGUCAGCGCCAUUGAAGUCCCUCUGGACUCAAAUAUUCAGAGUGAAUUGCCUCAGCCCCCCACAAUCACCAAGCAGUCCGUGAAGGACUACAUUGUCGACCCAAGGGAUAACAUCUUCAUUGAAUGUGAAGCCAAAGGGAACCCUGUGCCCACCUUUUCCUGGACACGGAACGGGAAGUUCUUCAACGUGGCGAAGGACCCCAAGGUGUCGAUGCGGCGGCGGUCGGGGACGCUGGUCAUUGACUUCCACAGCGGGGGCCGGCCCGAGGACUAUGAGGGCGAGUACCAGUGCUUCGCCCGGAAUGACUACGGCACUGCCCUCUCCAGCAAGAUCCACCUCCAGGUCUCCAAGUCUCCCCUGUGGCCCAAGGAGAAGGUGGAUGUGAUAGAGGUGGAUGAAGGUGCUCCGCUGAGCCUGCAGUGCAACCCGCCACCAGGCCUGCCCUCUCCCGUCAUCUUCUGGAUGAGCAGCUCCAUGGAGCCAAUCCACCAGGACAAGCGCGUCUCCCAGGGCCAGAACGGGGACUUGUACUUCUCCAACGUGAUGCUGCAGGAUGCCCAGACCGACUACAGCUGCAAUGCGCGCUUCCACUUCACCCACACCAUCCAGCAGAAAAACCCCUACACCCUCAAGGUGAAAACCAAGAAACCCCAUAACGAAACGUCCUUAGGAAAUCACACUGCCAUGUACAGUGCCCGAGGGAUCACGGAAACGACCCCCAGCUUCAUGUAUCCCUAUGGAACCUCGAGCAGUCAGAUGGUGCUCAGAGGAGUGGACCUCUUGCUGGAGUGCAUCGCUUCAGGAGUACCAGCACCGGACAUCAUGUGGUACAAGAAAGGAGGAGAGCUCCCAGUCGGCAAAACCAAGCUGGAGAACUUUAACAAGGCUCUUCGUAUCUCCAACGUCUCCGAGGAGGACUCCGGGGAGUAUUUCUGCUUGGCCUCCAACAAGAUGGGCAGCAUCCGCCACACGAUCUCGGUGAGAGUGAAGGCUGCUCCAUACUGGCUGGAUGAACCCCAAAACCUCAUUCUGGCCCCCGGUGAGGACGGCAGGCUGGUGUGCCGCGCCAACGGGAACCCCAAGCCUGCGAUCCAGUGGCUGGUGAAUGGCGAGCCCAUAGAAGGUUCUCCCCCCAACCCCAGCCGAGAGGUGGCUGGAGACACCAUUGUAUUUCGAGAUACCCAGAUCGGCAGCAGUGCCGUGUACCAGUGCAACGCCUCCAACGAGCAUGGCUACCUCCUUGCCAAUGCCUUUGUCAGUGUCCUGGAUGUCCCCCCACGGAUACUGGCCCCCCGCAAUCAACUCAUCAAAGUGAUCCAAAACAACAGGACCCGACUUGACUGCCCCUUCUUUGGCUCACCCAUCCCCACCCUGCGCUGGUUUAAGAACGGCCAGGGGAACACGCUGGAUGGAGGAAACUACAAGGCACAUGAGAACGGGAGCUUGGAGAUGGAGAUGGCUCGGAAGGAGGACCAGGGCAUCUACACUUGCGUAGCUACCAAUAUCUUGGGCAAAGCAGAGGCCCAGGUUCGCCUGGAGGUUAAAGACCCAACGAGGAUUGUGAGAGGCCCCGAAGACCAAGUGGUGAAGAGGGGCUCCAUGCCGCGCCUCCACUGCCGCGUCAAGCACGACCCCACGCUCCGGCUCACCGUCACCUGGCUGAAGGACGACGCACCCCUGUACAUGGGGAACAGGAUGAAGAAAGAAGAUGAUGGUCUGACAAUAUAUGGUGUGGCUGAGAAGGACCAAGGGGAUUAUACCUGCGUCGCCAGCACGGAGCUGGACAAGGACUCGGCUAAAGCCUACCUCACUGUACUAGCCGUCCCCGCUAACCGUUUGAGAGACUUACCCAAAGAACGACCCGACCGGCCCCGGGACUUGGAGCUGACGGACCUGGCCGAGAGGAGCGUGCGGCUGACGUGGAUCCCGGGUGACGACAACAACAGCCCCAUCACAGACUACAUCGUCCAGUUCGAGGAGGACCGGUUCCAGCCCGGCAUGUGGCACAACCACUCCCGGUACCCCGGCAGCGUCAACUCGGCCAUCCUCAGCCUCUCUCCUUACGUCAACUACCAGUUCCGGGUGAUAGCAGUGAACGAUGUGGGCAGCAGCCUGCCCAGCGUGCCCUCCGAGCGCUACCAGACCAACGGGGCACGUCCUGAAAUUAACCCAACGGGAGUCCAAGGAGCAGGGACCCAGAAGAACAACAUGGAGAUCACCUGGACGCCUCUGAAUGCAACCCAAGCUUACGGGCCCAACCUCAGGUACAUCGUGCGGUGGAGGCGAAGGGACCCCCGAGGGAGCUGGUACAACGAGACCGUGAAGGCGCCCAGGCAUGUUGUCUGGAACACCCCCAUCUACGUCCCCUACGAGAUCAAGGUGCAGGCAGAGAAUGACUUUGGCAGAGCACCGGAGCCUGACACCUACAUCGGCUAUUCCGGAGAAGAUUAUCCCAAGGCUGCGCCUACGGAUGUUAGGAUAAGAGUUUUAAACAGCACUGCCAUUGCUCUGACCUGGACCCGCGUGCACCUGGACACCAUCCAGGGACAGCUCAAGGAGUACAGAGCCUAUUUCUGGAGAGACAGUAGUUUGCUGAAGAACCUGUGGGUCUCCAAAAAACGGCAGUAUGUGAGUUUUCCUGGAGACCGAAACCGGGGCAUAGUGUCCCGGCUGUUUCCUUACAGCAACUACAAGCUUGAGAUGGUUGUAACCAACGGGAGAGGAGAUGGGCCACGCAGUGAAGUUAAGGAGUUCCCCACACCAGAAGGAGUGCCCAGCUCCCCCAGGUAUUUAAGAAUCCGACAGCCAAACCUGGAAAGCAUCAAUCUGGAGUGGGAUCACCCAGAGCAUCCCAACGGAGUCCUCACAGGAUACAGCCUCAGAUACCAAGCCUUUAACGGAUCCAAAACAGGCCGAACCCUGGUAGAGAACCUCUCUCCCAACCAGACAAAGUUCACCCUGCAGAGGACAGACCCCAUCUCGCGCUAUCGCUUCUUCCUGCGCGCACGGACCCAGGUGGGAGAAGGAGAAACCCUGGUGGAGGAGUCCCCAGCCCUGCUGAAUGAAGCCACGCCAACCCCAGCUGCAACUGGGGUGCCUCCAACUACAGUCGGUCUAACCAGUACUACAACCACCCCAACUACUACCACUACUACCGACACUACUACCACCACUACCGACACAACUACCACCACCACCACCGACACAACUACCACCACCACCACCACCACUACAGCCGCCACCAUCGCCGCAAGCACUACAGCACCUACAGAGAGGGCUCCGGCAGCCACCACAAAGCAGGAGUUGGCCACCAAUGGAUCGUCCAUAUGGGACAUAAGAGCUAUGGCUAAUAGUAACUGGGCAAACAUCACCUGGAGCCACAAUUACUCUGCAGGAACUGACUUUGUGGUUAAGUAUAUCACCAGUAACAACACAGAGAAAUCUAUCCCUGUUAAAGCUCAGACCCCUUCCUCUGUGCAGCUGGCGAAUCUGACGCCGGGAAUGAUGUACAAGCUGUGGGUGUUCCCCAUAUGGUCUAGCCCCAGCGAGCACUCGUACAUAACCUUUACCACCAGCUCAGCUUACACCAAGAACCAGGUGGACAUCGCCACGCAGGGCUGGUUCAUCGGGCUGAUGUGCGCCAUCGCUCUCCUGGUCCUUAUCCUGCUGAUCGUCUGCUUCAUUAAAAGGAGCAGAGGUGGGAAAUACCCAGUACGAGACAAUAAAGACGAGCAUCUCAAUCCUGAAGACAAGAAUGUAGAAGACGGGUCGUUCGACUACAGCGAUGAAGACAACAAGCCCCUGCCCAACAGCCAGACCUCCCUGGACGGCACGAUAAAGCAGCAGGAGAGUGACGAUAGCUUGGUGGACUAUGGAGAGGGGGGAGAAGGGCAGUUUAAUGAGGACGGCUCCUUUAUCGGCCAGUACACGGUGAAGAAGGACAAAGAGGAGACCGAAGGCAACGAGAGCUCGGAAGCCACCUCCCCAGUCAAUGCUAUUUACUCGUUGGCAUAGCGCAAUGCACUGAACCCACAAAGAGCUGGAGGUGUUCGUAGUGGAUGGGGGUUAACCAACAGCCGCCGCCGCCGCCAACAGCAACGUGUGAAUGAAGCAACCAACAAUGAUAAGAAAAAACACAACAAAAAAAUAGAAAA